This is a messenger RNA of Elaeis guineensis (African oil palm), 848 nucleotides long. The record is from RefSeq and is a predicted model, not a curated record. NCBI's taxonomy places the organism in Eukaryota, Viridiplantae, Streptophyta, Magnoliopsida, Arecales, Arecaceae.
CCUCGAAAUUUCCAACCAUGAAUAUUGCCUGCUUCCAACUGAAGGAACGAGAAGGGAGAUCAUUAAAAUUUCUACUCGCCGAGCUCCACCAACGUUCCUCCCUCUGAUCUGAUCACGAUUAACCGUAACCCCCAAUGGAGGCUUUCUUUGACGCCUGGAUCGCCGGCCUCGAGGAGCUCCAGAACGAGCUCCUCUCCGCUCCCCGUGACCGCCCCGACCUCCUCCGCCCCCUCGUCGCCCGCGCCCUCAACCACUACCAGGACUACUACCACGAGAAGGCCCGCCUCGCCGCCCGCGACGUCCUCCGCGUCUUCUCCCCACGCUGGCUCACCCCCUUCGAGCGCUCCUUCCACUGGAUCGCCGGCUGGAAGCCCUCCCUCGCCUUCCGCCUCCUCCUCUCCAUCGCGAUGGCGCUCUCGCAGGUGCUUGCGGUGGCCCGACGGGUGCGGGACGGGGAGGCCCGGGGGCAGGCGGCGGAGAUGGUGGUCCGCUCCCUCGAGCUCCUCCUCGCCUCCGCCGACGCCCUCCGCACGCGCACCGUCACCUGUCUCGUCGAUAUCCUCACCCCCGCCCAGUCGGUGGACUUCCUCCUCGCCGCCGCCCAGCUCCGCCUCCGCGUCCGCCGCUGGGGGAUGCGGAGGUACGGCCGAACCAGCGAUUAAAAUUUAAAACACUUCGCGUGCUUAGAACCAGAAAGCCAAGACGCAGUACGUAUGGGUCGUUAGAAACAUAUUAGAUUGGGUAUGUUCGUUAUGUCGUCGGUCAGUAUGAACCUCGAGGGCUCAUAUUAUUGGAAUGCGUCAAUGUGUUUGGGCUCGGUCUGAUGUUCGUUGUGUUUGUGUCCGUUC